Messenger RNA from Penicillium cosmopolitanum, 1044 nucleotides. RefSeq lists its product as uncharacterized. The coding region runs from base 1 to 1044 and encodes 347 amino acids. The transcript has a single exon. Lineage: Eukaryota; Fungi; Ascomycota; Eurotiomycetes; Eurotiales; Aspergillaceae. The record is from RefSeq and is a predicted model, not a curated record.
AUGUUUCUUCCAGCAUUGGCAACUCUUCUCGCCCUCAUAACAAACGCCGAAGCACAUUCUUGGGUGGAACAGCUUACUGUCAUCGCACCAAAUGGAACAUUCAUCGGCACUCCAGGCUAUGCCCGAGGAAACUAUCCUCGCACGGCAUCUGGCUUUAGCGACACCACAAUGACCUACCUGCUUCCACCCAGCACCCGGAGCAACGUGACCCAGCUUUUACCUAGCGAUAAGCUUUGCAAGGGUACUCAACAAGACCAGUCCCAGUCCGAUGGGAGCCCGCGGCUGCAGGCCAGCGCUGGGGCCGCAAUCGCACUUCGAUACCAAGAGAAUGGACAUGUCACUCUGCCCCAGAAUCAACCUGGAAAGCCAAAGAACCGUGGCACGGUUUACGUUUAUGGCACGACACAGCCAAAGGUUGGCGAGAAGUUAUUGGAUGUGUAUGGAGCUUGGACUGCGGAUGGCACUGGAGGAGACGGUCGAGGUGUGCUCCUGUCUACCCAGAAUUUCGACGACGGUCGUUGUUAUCAAGUCAACGGCGGUGAUAUCUCGGAGACCCGCCAAAAGGAGUACACACAUGAAGCCAGCCAGCUGACAGGAGCCGACCUUUGGUGCCAGCAAGACAUCCAACUACCCACGACUGCCCCAUCCGGCAAGUUGUAUACCCUCUACUGGGUGUGGGACUGGCCCACCGCCCCAGGUGCCGAUCCAACAUACCCACAGGGAAAGACGGAGAUCUACACCACCUGUAUGGACGUGAAUGUGCAAGGCACAUCGGCAAACAAGCAGAAAGCGAAUGACGAGUAUGCAGAGGGCCAGGAUUUGAACGAGGCGGCCAUUCCGUCGGAAUUCGAUAAGCUUUCAGAUCAGCAAUCCACGGAGGCUCCGGCCGCAGCAGGCGCGUCAUCUGCCGUAACAUCCAGUGCGAAUGCCAAGAAGGCCACGGUGACCGCGUGGCAUACCGUUGGCAAAACGGUGACAGUGUCUCAGGAUACAACAGUGACUGUUGACGCGGAUCAAUCGAGUGAAACCCCGAAGUCAAGGUAG